CAAAUGUCAGCGUCAAAUGUGACAGAUUCUCUCUGCUAUAUUGUUGAUUGUUUGGUGUUGUGAAUCAUUGCUUCUGAAAUUUUUUGGUGUUUUUGUCCAUUUAACUUCCAAAUCCCACGUAUUCCAGAAAUUUCUCUAUUAAUUGUGAAAUUUGCUAAAAGAAAUUUUAAACCAGAAUAGUGAGAAUCCUUGUUCAGGAUGGAGGCAGCUCCUCGCCUGCCCAUGCUCAGUUUUGACCUACUUACAAGUCCCGAAGUAGUUUCAUUUGGAAAGAAACUGAAACCAUAUAUUGCUGGCUUUUACAAUGAGGACCCUGAGAGCUACAUUACGGAAAUUAAUAAGCUCGAUUCACUAAGAAUAAGUGCAAUGCAUCCUAGUAAGGACAUUAACGGCUUACAGGUGCUAAAAAAGUACUAUUGCCAAUUGAACUUUUUAAAAUCCAGAUUUCCCAUGGAGGCUUCAGAUCCUUGCUAUAUAGAAUUUUCAUGGAAAGACUAUCAAAAUACUCUAGUUUCCGGCAGUAUUACACUUGAACUAGGAGUAGUAUUGUUUAAUAUUGGAGUGAUGCACACUAUACUGGGAUCAAGUGAUUCAAGAUCAAAUCCGGAGGGAAUGAAAUUGGCAUGUUCACACUUUCAAUGUGCCGUUUGGGCUUUUCAGACAGUGAAGGAAAAGUAUGCAACAACCUUAGCCUACAUAAUUCCAAUGGAAAUCCCUCAUUUUUAUAAACAAGUCUGCUUAGCUCAGGCCCAGGAAUGCAUACUGGAAAAAAGCAUGCUGGAUAACAGAAAAUCAACAAUAAUUUCAAAAGUAGCUAUUCAGGUGUGGGAAUACUAUCGACAAUCACUGACCGGUCUCAAAUUGAUUACCGACGACAUAAUCAAUGGAAACACUUGCAAAGAUUGGCCUAAAUAUAUCCAAUUCAAGAUUGCGUACCACAGGUGCAUUUCUUUGCUGUUUCAAGGGCAACAGGCCGAAGAGUUACAGAAAAUGGGUGAACGAGUUGCUUUUUAUCAGGCUGCUUCUGAUAACUUACAGGAAGCUUAUAAGUUUUUAAGCAGUAAGCAACAAAAGGAACUAGCCGACGCACUAGCUUUUACGGUAGACGUAGUCGAAGGUAAAAAGAAAGCAGCCAUAAAUGAAAACGAGUAUAUUUACCACGAGGAGGUACCCAAGCUCGAGCAUUUACAAGAAGCAAAAGGAGCGUCAUUGGUUAAAGGGAUCGAAUUUAGUAUUUCAGAUCCAGAAGUCUCUGGUCCAGACAUAUUCUCCAGACUGAUACCGAUGGAGGCACACGAAGCGGCAUCAAUUUACAGCGAGAAAAAAGCGGAAGUCUUAAGACAAAUCGGCCAACGCGUGGAAGCAAAAGAUCAAGCAUUAGUGGAGUUUAUGUCUUCCCUACAGUUGGACAUGCUCUCGAAAAUGCACCAAGCCACGGGAAUCCCACAGGAACUUAUCGACAGGGCUGCUUCCUUAUCAGCAAAACCGUCCGCUAUUCAAGACCUGAUUGAUUCAAUGGCGAAGUUAUCCAACAUUUAUCACGACGUGAAGGAUAAUUUAAGUGAGAUUGAUGAAUUGCUGCAGGAAGAAGAACAAAAUGAAAAGAAUUAUCAGGAAAUAAUGGGAAAGAGACCGGCUAGCAUUAUAACAACGGAUCUGGCACGUGAAGCCUCUAAAUAUAAAGAAGCCCAUGCCAAAGCGCAAGAGUCUAAUGAAACUUUGAGUAAAGCGAUGGUUACUCAUUUGGAGAAUUUGAAGAUAUUACAGAGACCUAUAAGGGAGUUACAACAAAAGUUGCCCAGCGUGGAAUUGCCUGACCCAAGCAUCGACGAAGCCGCCCUUCAAGAACUAGACAAACUCAAUGCAAAAGUGGACGAAAUGAAGUCCCAAAGGGGCAUGUUAUGGGCCCAGAUUAGGGACGCGAUUCAUAACGACGACAUUACCAGCGCUUUGGUCACGAAACAACCGAACCAAUCUUUGGAGGAUGUAUUUCGGACUCAGUUAGAGAAACACGGACAUAUGAUCGAACUCCUAGACCAAAACCUCGUGGCGCAAGACAACAUCAAAAAAGCGUUCGUAGAAUGUUACGCGAAAUCCGUAGGAACGCGCCGUUACAUAUCGGAGAUUAUCCAGAAAAGAAACUCGACCAUCCAGGCUUUGAUCGCGUCGCACGAUUCCUACGACGAUCUUUUAGCUAAAGCCUUGAAGGGUGUGGAGUUUUAUACCAAAUUAGAAGCAAACGUUUCUAAACUUUUGCAAAGGAUUAAGGGGGCCAUCAAGGUUCAGCAAGAGGAAAGGGAGCAGAUGUUAGCGAAAAGUGUAUCGAAGCAAGAAGAAGUGCGUGCGGUUAAUCCUGUUGUUUCUUCUACGGCAACAGCUCCGAAGCUUCGGGAUUAUUUGGAAGCGAGAAAGAAGGCUGGUUCUGCUUAUACUGCUGGAUAUAAUUAUAGUGGUGCACCUACAAAACUGGACUCCCAAAAUUGGCCACCAGGGGUGCGACCUGCCCCUCUAGGCUCAGAAAUCAACACAGACCCCGCACUAAGACUUACGAACGAAGCGGCUUCCACCAACUCCUUCUAUCAGCAAAAAUAUCCAUCUGCAGAUCCCUCCGUGGUUUACAACUACAACAACGAAAUGUCCCAGUUGAAUAACCGAAUGAGCAACUUGUUGUCGAAACCUGAACCGGUUUCCAGUCAGUGUCAAUACUCUUACAGUAGCUACAUUCCACAAAACUAUACACCUUCGUCGUACAGUAACACGUCACAGCACUACAGUGACGUCCAAACCAUACAUAGUCCAAUAAGUCAAGAUGUUAGCAAAGCGGCCACUAACACAACCAAUUCUUACCAAACUAUUUCAAGUUAUAUGCCGAAUAGUGGCCAAGGGAGUGACACGAUGACCCAUAUGCAAUACCCUGAUGAUACCCUUAAAUCUGGACAGUACCCUGGGGUAUAUCAAGCACCCGUAAAUAACCAGGCAGCAUCUCAGUUUAAUCAGUACCAACCAGCAAAUAAUGCGAAUAUACAGUAUCCACAGUACCAAGUUUCUUACGGCCAAUAUACUCAGCAGCCCAGUAGUGCCUUAAGUUAUAGUGCGACUGGCUAUAAUACCUCGUCAAGUGGAAAUUAUGGAUUGAAUAGUCAAAGUUCCCAAUCGUAUGGAUCUACAGCAACCCAAUUGGGGAAUAUUUCAAGUAAUGCGACGCAGAUUCCUUCGGUAGAUGCGAGACUUUCUACUCAUCAGAUUGGUGGUAAUCAGGAGGUCAACUCUGGAAGUCACAGUUUAGGUAAAUCACAGAACACCAAUACCACUCCUGCCACCUAUCAAGCUACUAGUCAAUAUUCAGGUGCAGAAUACUCGAUGCAAAUACAACAGCAGAGCAAUAAAAUGGGCCAAAAUUACUAUCCAGUGGGAUACGCACCUAAUUAUACCAAUCCGGUAGAUGGUGCUUCCCCAAACAUGACCGGAAUGAAUCAAUAUAACCAACAGUACUAUAAUAAUCAGCAUGCUUCGUCUGUAGCAUCCGCUACCACCAAUUACAAUCCAAGUUAUUAUUCAACUUACUCCGCUCCCACUGUAGACCCUUACAAAGGACAACCGGGUGAAUCGGGUAAUUCUUAUAAUAUGUCUACUGGGGUUCCUCCUAGCUCGGCGGCAUCUACAGUGAAUUAUUCAGCCGCAGUAACGAACUCCUUAAGUUCCAACUAUAAUCCGUAUGGAAGCGUUUAUGGUUACUCGCAGCCGAAUUAUGCCUCUACCACAUCAACUAAUUCGUAUACGUAUCCAACCAGUACGUCACAUGUGGCCAAUAGCACCGUGCCUUUAGUUAAACCUACCGCUUCUAAGGAGUCGAAUAUUGACUUGCUUACCGGUCUUGACUUCUCAGCAUCGAGCAACAUUCCCACCCUUACACCUCAACCGAACAUAAUACCCGAAGCGGUUAAAGAACCCGAAAAAAAGCCGGUUAUCGAUAUUAAACCCGUUCAAGUAACGCAGAAAUUAGAGGAGAGACCCUUGGUACCGCCACAAGAAACCGUCAGGAUUUUACCCAGUAAACCAUUAAACAACGCCGAGGUGAAACACCUGUUCAAGCAAGAAGUAGAUAAAUUCGAAAAGUACGUCGAGAGUUUGUCCAGUCACACGCUAAGCGGACCCACUGCCUUAGACCUCAAAUGGAAGGAAAUCCAAGAGAGUCAAGAACCGGACGGCCAAAAGCGAAUUAUAUCGGUGGCAAGGUGCUAUCACUCGAAAAAUCGUUUUCCUGAUAUUUUACCCUACGAUUACACCAGGGUUGAACUGAAAACCACCGGAGAUGAUUAUAUUAAUGCGUCCUUUAUUAACCAAGUUUCAGCUUACGGACCUCAAUUUAUAGUGACGCAGGCUCCCUUAGGAAACACCCUCGGUGAUUUUUGGGCUAUGGUCCGAGAACAGCGAGUCGAGUUGAUUUUUUGUGUUUUGAGUGAUGCUGAGAUGGGCAGUGAUAUAUACUGGCCAAAUGAAAAAGGGCAAAACCUGACUAUACUAAAUCAAAACAUGGUUUUAUCCUUGCAAAGCGUCGUGGUAAAACCCCACUGGACCGAGCGACUGAUCCAACUAACCCUACCAGAAAAAAAAGAAUCCUGGACAGUGAUGCAUUUACAAUUCACUUCUUGGCCUGGAAGCUUAUUUCCAACGUCUCCCGAACCGUUCUUAAGCUACGUCCUGGAGCUUAUAAGUCUGUUUCAACAGCAAAAAGUGAUUUCUCACCCGUUAUUGGUCCAUUGUUCUUCCGGUAUAGGACGUAGCGGUUUAACCUGUUUAUUGGCCAACGCUAUAUUGGAAGCGACCAAUCAAACUACGUGCAUUCCAGAUUUGGCCAUGAUGACCAUCAAGUUGGAUAACUAUAGGAGGAAUAUCUUGAGAGAUCGGGAACAUUUGAAGUUCGCUUACGAGGCUUUACUGUGCUAUAUGAAACAGAUUCUUUUGCAGGAUGCACUGAAGAAGAAGCUUAGCGAAGUCGUACCCAAGGAGGAAUCGAAAUCAGGUCCCAUCCAAGACAUGCAGGAGAACAUCAUCGAUCCCUUAAGUGCUCUGGACCCGUUUUGGGCCAGCAAAAAGUAGUUUUGCCCGUAUCAUAAUAAAUUAAUAGACCUGUAAAGUAUUGUAUAAACAUACAUUUUAAAACCGCACUGUUAUAUCUUGUUAUUUAGUUAGUUUAGCGUAUUUUACCUUUUUAAUCUGAAAGUUAGUAGCCACUUAACUAACGUUUAUAUUACGUAAUAAAGGUUUGAAUAAAUAAAUACAUAUUUGCAUUGGA
Anthonomus grandis grandis is the source of this 5296-nucleotide messenger RNA. RefSeq names its product tyrosine-protein phosphatase non-receptor type 23 (gene mop). Gene Ontology annotation, cellular component: endosome. Lineage: Eukaryota; Metazoa; Arthropoda; Insecta; Coleoptera; Curculionidae. Gene Ontology annotation, molecular function: protein tyrosine phosphatase activity; protein binding. Gene Ontology annotation, biological process: protein dephosphorylation; protein transport to vacuole involved in ubiquitin-dependent protein catabolic process via the multivesicular body sorting pathway; endocytic recycling. Bases 199 to 5100 code for a protein of 1633 amino acids. The transcript has 21 exons. The record is from RefSeq and is a predicted model, not a curated record.